This is a messenger RNA of Lindgomyces ingoldianus, 1415 nucleotides long. Its product is annotated as mannitol dehydrogenase. The coding region runs from base 326 to 1126 and encodes 266 amino acids. NCBI's taxonomy places the organism in Eukaryota, Fungi, Ascomycota, Dothideomycetes, Pleosporales, Lindgomycetaceae. Gene Ontology annotation, molecular function: oxidoreductase activity, acting on NAD(P)H, oxygen as acceptor. Gene Ontology annotation, cellular component: intracellular anatomical structure. The record is from RefSeq and is a predicted model, not a curated record. The transcript has 2 exons.
CCCACACACCACCCCUUAUCGAGUUUAGUGGCGCAGGCAAACCCAUCCCUUAGCCCACCAUUCUCCAAUUAGGGCGAAUCAAGACCAUGGAGGCAUCUGAGACGGCCCUUAUGACGUGAAAUCGCAUAAGGAAGAGCACCCACGUCACCGGGUCCUCAACCCCCAGCUAGCCAAAAGCAAGGUGCCUUCUCAACCUUUUCGUGAACUACUUCUACCCCUCCUUCGCCCAUCUAUUUGUCUUCCAUCUUUCUCAGUCACAAAUUCCUCUGUCCAUCUUCACCUUAGAAUAGUUCUCUCUCACCACGUCACUCGUCAAUUCAUCAGCAUGCCUACCCCCAUCCCGCAAGCCGAGGAGCUUAAGGACCUCUUUAGCCUUAAGGGAAAGGUCGUUGUCGUCACUGGUGCCUCCGGCCCAACCGGUAUCGGUAUCGAGGCCGCUCGUGGCUGCGCUGAGUUCGGAGCAGAUCUCGCUAUCACCUACAACUCGCGCUCGGCCGGUGCGGAGAAGAAUGCCAAAGAGCUCAGCGAGAAGUACGGCGUCAAAGUCAAGCCCUACAAGUGCAGUGUUGGCGACUACGCCAAUGUCGAGAAGCUCGUCAACGAUGUCAUCGCGGACUUUGGCAAGAUUGACGUCUUCAUUGCCAACGCGGGUAAAACUGCCGACAACGGCAUUCUCGACGCUACCGUUGAGCAAUGGAACGAGGUCGUCGAGACCGAUUUGACCGGUACCUACAACUGCGCCCGUGCUGUUGGUCUCCACUUCCGCGAGCGCAAGACCGGAUCCCUCAUCAUCACCGCUUCCAUGUCUGGCCACAUUGCCAACUACCCCCAGGAGCAGACCUCAUACAACGUCGCCAAGGCUGGCUGCAUCCACCUCGCCCGCUCGCUUGCUAAUGAAUGGAGAGACUUUGCUCGUGUCAACUCCAUCUCACCUGGAUACAUUGACACUGGUCUCUCCGACUUCGUUCCCAAGGACAUUCAGGAACUCUGGCACUCCAUGAUUCCCAUGGGCCGUGACGCUAAGGCCAAGGAGCUCAAGGGUGCCUACGUCUAUUUCGCCUCUGAUGCUUCUUCCUACACUACUGGUUCCGAUCUCAUCAUCGACGGUGGCUACACCACCCGAUAAGCGUGUCGCCUCAAAUACGAGAGGUACUAGGAGAGUCUGGUGUGGACAUAAAGGAAAAGUGCUCACGUUCAAGGUGCGAUGGUUACUGUCUUCUUGUAUUUAGCUUACUCGAAUGAAAUGGUCCAUUGCCUGGUAGCCAGGUGAAGUUAGUAAUGGACUCUAGCCUUGAUUCUUUUGCCUUUCGGUUCUCUAUUCGCAUACUCCAUGCGGUUUGAUCGGGCUAUCCUCUAGGCUGUGCGACUGACUAGAAUGGUAAUGCCCGACAUUGUCAUUCGAGCUCUCCCAGGAU